This is a messenger RNA of Odontomachus brunneus, 1203 nucleotides long. RefSeq lists its product as uncharacterized. Bases 370 to 1143 code for a protein of 257 amino acids. Lineage: Eukaryota; Metazoa; Arthropoda; Insecta; Hymenoptera; Formicidae. The transcript has 3 exons. The record is from RefSeq and is a predicted model, not a curated record.
CACGCAGGUAUAUAAAGGCUAACUCUGAAACCUGACCAGUUCAGUGUCGUGCGUUCAGAUCGAAUAAGUACGCGCGUUUCUCUACUUGCUAGUAAAAUCUAAUUUAUCUAGUUAUCUAAUUCAUCUAUUUAUUUAUUUAUCUAAUUAUCUAGUUUCUCUAAUUGCAAGUAUUUAUUUAAAAAGUAUAACGUUGUCUGCCAUAGAUUUUUGUUCGCAUAAAUAUACUAUCGUUUAUGCUAAAAUAAACAUAACUGGCAAAAUACUGUUAAAUUUCACAUCAUACACCACUACUUCCAAGCUAAUUUAGACCAUUUCGAAGAAAUUCAUACAAACAUAUAUUCUGGUUUGCAACUCUGUCAAUUGUACAAGAUGGAUAUUCCGAAUGUUAUUCGUUUGAAGUCGCUGGAGCCAUUUGAGCUGUUUAUUAUAGAAAUAGCGGGAAUAGAAGUGGAAGGAAGGGAUAUAUUUUUUAGACCUUAUAUGUUUGAUAGCUAUAUAUUGUGUUGUCAUUUUAAAAAAGCCGUGACAAUGUUUCUCAGUCAAUUUAAAAAAGAAGAACAAGAUCUCAAUAUGAAUAAUUUAAAUAAUAAUGAAAUAUUAAAUUCAAUUCAAACUCAAAAAGUUUAUCCAAUUUGCAAAUCAAACAGACGCACUAGAAUGCAGCGGCACCGUAGGAUGUAUGACUGGCGUUUUCUUCACCGCUUUCUACGUAUAAUAUGCCACACAAAUAGAGAUAAAUUUCCUUAUGCUGACAUUCUAAUUAGAAACUUAGACCAAUACUUUGUUCAACAAAAUGAGAAUGGGGAACCUAAUAAUCGCAUAGGCAUGUUUUAUUUCCAUAAUGGUCCAUUAACUGAAGUAAUUCUGAUAUCUGGGAAAAAAAUCUGUGUAAGGCAAUACAAAUUCGAUCAAGCAAAAAAAGUAUACGUCAGUAUGCAAAGGAGCAACGUAGUAAAUGUGAUAUCGAUCCUUCCAUCCUCUCAUAAUUAUUCUCUGAGGGAUUUUUCCUUGCAAUUUAUUAUGAAGAGGAUAACAACGAAGAGCGUAUUGACGAAAGAAGAUUUAGAAAAACUGGAAUUACCAACUAUCAUACUUAAAGAAAUGGAAAGAAAAGGAUUGCAAAUAUUUCGCCAUUUGCAAUGAUAAUUGUAGUUAUUUGAUUUAAAAUGUAAAUAUAUGACAAAUAAAUGUGAUGCACGAUGA